Messenger RNA from Pelobates cultripes (western spadefoot toad), 28547 nucleotides. NCBI's taxonomy places the organism in Eukaryota, Metazoa, Chordata, Amphibia, Anura, Pelobatidae. The record is from the annotation of a GenBank genome assembly.
CACGUGAUGCCUAGUUGCGUCACAGCCGCCGCCCCGCCCGUUGUUGACGUAACGCGCUGCGUGUCCGCCGGAAACAACGAGACCGGGAGAGGGAGAGAGCGGCUGGUGAGACCGGGGACCGGGGAGACGGCAAACAGAGACACCGGGGGGGAGAGAGACUGUCACACAGAGACUGAGAGAGAGAGACUGUCACACAGAGAGACUGUCACACACAGAGACUGAGAGAGAGAGACUGUCACACAGAGAGACUGUCACUGUCACACACAGAGAGAGACUGUCACACAGAGACAGAAAGACAGAGACUGUCACACAGAGAGACUGUCACACACAGAGACUGAGAGAGAGAGACUGUCACACACAGAGACUGAGAGAGACAGAGACUGUCACACACAGAGACUGUCACACACAGAGACUGUCACACACAGAGACUGUCACACACAGAGAGAGAGACUGUCACACACAGAGACUGUCACACACAGAGAGAGAGACUGUCACACACACACACAGAGAGAGAGACUGUCACACACAGAGACUGUCACACACAGAGACUGUCACACACAGAGACUGUCACACAGAGAGACUGUCACACACAGAGAGAGACUGUCACACAGAGAGACUGUCACACAGAGAGACUGUCACACAGAGAGACUGUCACACACAGAGACUGUCACACACAGAGAGAGAGAGACUGUCACACACAGAGAGAGAGAGACUGUCACACACAGAGACUGUCACACACAGAGAGAGAGAGAGAGACUGUCACACACAGAGACUGUCACACACAGAGAGAGAGACUGUCACACACAGAGACUGUCACACUUAGAGACUGUCACACAGAGAGAGAGAGACUGUCACACAGAGAGAGAGAGAGACGGUCACACACACAGACUGUCACACACAGACUGUCACACACACAGACUGUCACACACACAGACUGUCACACACACAGACUGUCACACACACAGAGAGAGACUGUCACACAGAAUGUCACACAGACUGGGGGUGUCACACAGAGGAACUGUCACACAGAGGCUGUCACAUAGACUGGGGGUGUCACAUAGACUGGGGGUGUCACACAGACUGGGGGUGUCACACAGAGAGAGACUGUCACACAGGCUGGGGGUGUCAGAGAGACUGUCACACAGGCUGGGGGUGUCAGAGAGACUGUCACACAGGCUGGGGGUGUCAGAGAGACUGUCACACAGGCUGGGGGUGUCACACAGGCUGUCGCACAGACUGGAGAGACUGUCGCACAGAGAGAGAGAGAGAGGCUGUCGCACAGAGAGAGAGAGAGACUGUCACACAGGCUGGGGGUGUCACACAGGCUGGGGGUGUCACACAGGCUGGGGGUGUCGCACAGACUGGAGAGACUGUCGCACAGGGAGAGAGAGAGAGAGAGAGAGACUGUCGCACAGAGAGAGAGAGAGACUGUCGCACAGAGACUGUCACACAGACUGGGGGUGUCGCACAGAGACUGACACACAGACUGGGGGUGUCACACAGAGAGAGAGACUGUCACACAGAGAGAGAGAGAGAGAGAGAGAGACUGUCACACAGAGAGACUGUCACAGACUGGGGGUGUCACGCAGAGAGACUGUCACACAGACUGGGGGUGUCACGCAGAGAGACUGUCACACAGACUGGGGGUGUCACGCAGAGAGACUGUCGCACAGACUGUGGGUGUCACGCAGAGAGGCUGUCGCACAGACUGUGGGUGUCACGCAGAGAGGCUGUCGCACAGACUGUGGGUGUCACGCAGAGAGGCUGUCGCACAGACUGUGGGUGUCACGCAGAGAGGCUGUCGCACAGACUGUGGGUGUCACGCAGAGAGGCUGUCGCACAGACUGUGGGUGUCACGCAGAGAGGCUGUCGCACAGACUGUGGGUGUCACACGGAGAGACUCACAGACUGAGGGUGUCACUGUAAAUGUCACACAGACUGUCACUUAGAUUCAGAGGGUGUCAUUUUUGAGACAGUUACACAUGAGACUGAGGAUGUCACAUAGACUGGGGGUGUCUCCCAGAGACUGUCCUAUAGAUACUGGGGUUGCCACAUGGAGACUCGGUGUCACUCAGAGAUUGUCUCUUUCAGUCUGAUGUGUCACUUUGACUUUCACAUAGAGACUGGUGGUGUCACCCAGAGACUUUUAGAGAUUGAGGGUGUCACAUGUAGACUGAGCAAUUCACAGAGACUGCGGGUGUCAUUGAGGACUGAUAUUGUGUUGACACAUUGUAAUCUGAAGCAUCACAUCUAAUCCUGAGAUUUGAAUUCUAAUAGGAGAGUGUGCCAAGAGAUGAUGUGACAGAUUUACAUGGAUCACAUAAAACAUUUUACUAUAACAGGUUACUGUGGGUGGUGGCAGCCUGGAGUUUGAGGGCAGGGUAUAUAACUGUGCUCUUUAAUGGGGUAUCUAUUCUCAUUAAGAUUAAGUGGUCUGUGUGACUACAGUGUUUCUUUAAAAAUCCCUGGUAACAGGCAUAAUAUUUACAGUCUUUCCUCCAUUGCAUAAUUGCUUAGUGGCAUAAAAUAUGGGCAGCUAACUGUGCAGCCUAUCCUAUGCCACAUGUUGGUGUCUGGGUAGUUUCACAGUCCUAUAUGGUCAGACACUGUAUUUGUGCCUAGUUGAGGUGACAGAAUUUGUUUGUUUUAUUAUUGUGAGUACAUUUUUAUACAACAGGUUCAGAUCCACAGAUUUUUUGGAGGGGGUUGAAUGAUGCUAACUUCUGCAUUGCAGUGAUGUUACAUUUGUUUCUGAUCUUUUUCUGUUCCUUAAUUUUAUGUUAUCAUACAAAUAAAUCAAUACAUUCGCUCAUUGUGGAAUUUAUGGUCACUUUGUAAAUGUAAUGUGUAUUUUGAUAAUCCCAGUGCAGCUCUGGUUGAAGAUUAUAUGGGCUGCAUAUUUGUUUUUAUCACUGCUUGUGGAUUUAGGUUACUUGAAAAUACUGCUGAUUCUUUGUGGUGGAGCUACAAGCCUCAUGAUUCUUAAUUCUUUAAAAAGGGAUUGCUGGCUUGGCUUAUUAAGAUUUGUGUUAUAGACUUCAAUAUUGUCUGCUACUAAUCCUAUGCGAGUUAAUUCAGUUGAUCUUAAUCUUGUAUUUCUAAAGAUUGCAGUCUGUGGCUUACAUUUUCACACAUUUAUUCUCUAAACCAGACUCAACAAGGAAAUUGCAAAGUCAAAAUUCCUGAAUUGGAAUAAAAGCUCAAAUCCACUAUUUAGUUGUUUUGCCUGUAAUGUGCCAUUCCUCAUUUAGUAGAAAAACCCUAGUGAGUUUCUUAGCGCAGUUAUAAAAAUAUUAGAUUUUACAGUCAGUGCCUUUACUGCGUGUGUUACUCCUUCAGUGAUUUGGGCUAUGUUUUUUAUGUCCUGAGGUAGUCUCCAGGGCAUAAUGCAUUGUAAUCCCUUCUGGCAUUGAAGCAGUUAGUAUUUUUUCUUAGUUAAUCUGAUCUUUCCUGGUUAUCCGUUUCCUCUCCAAUCAGUAUGAAUUGUUGGGAAACAGCCGGUGAGAACUGCCAGCCAUAUUCACCCGCUAUUGGCUGGCCUUGAUAGAGGGUGGGUGCCCAUAACAAAAUCAGCGUAUUGUGAUUGGUUUCAGUGGGGAUCACUCAAGGCCUAUGUUGUGUCUGUGGCCAUAGCUGUAAGAUGACACGUCGGUUCUCCGUUCCUUCCCCUAGACCCCAAGGGAGGGGUGUGCUGUAGCUGGGAUAACAUGCUAGGUGAGUGCAGCCUUUAGCUUGAGCUGCUUUUUAUAACAUGUUUUUUGCCCUGGAUCAAGGUAUAUUUAGACUUUUUUUUUUUUUUUUUUUGCAUUGUAAUUCAAACUGUAUCCAGGCAUCCUUAUUCAGCUGGGAUAUCUUGAGAUUUUCAAAUUUGACUUCUGAAUUUUCCUGGGCGCAUAUUUCCAGCAUUCACAUGGUUGUUAACCAGCAUUUAGGGGCCAAUAAGACAUUUUGAGCUGACUUCUAUACCUGUGAUGGCUAUAAUUUUUGCUUUGCAAUUCAGGAAGCCUAGCCAGAUGUAUACUGUGGAUAGUCUCCAACCUUCUUGCUGUUGAUAGGAGUUGGAAGUUCCUCCGUAAAUGUUUCCAAAUUUUUUAUGAUGCUUUUCUUGUAAAAGGGUAUGGAUGUCUGAGGCUUACAGUUGGUAUGUGUUUGCUUUUUACUUUCAAAGUACUGCCGUGUCCAUCCUAAAAAAAGAAAGGUUUCAUAAUGAGUACCAUUACAUUGGGUAAUAGUAACAUCCCCAGGACGUACUUGAGAACCAGAGCAUUCUAAACGUACCUUUCCUGGUUAAAUACGUUGUUGUUGUUGUUGUUGUUAUUUAUUAUAAUGAACCUUACGAAAUGUUAAUUUGUUAAGAAAUGUGAUAUGGCUGGGAAGUUCUUAUUUUAAUUUGCAUGUUCAUAUAUUUUAGGUCCUUGCUUUUUAUUCAGCUGCAGAUAGCCUACACAGAAAUGUGUCAAAUAUGGAGAAUAGUUAAACAUAAUGGUAAUGAUGAGUAAUCUGUCUGGAGUAGAGCAUUGGGGACUCCACCAAAAAAUCCUUGAAUAUUCAAAGCAAGUCAGACUACGAAGGUGGUACAUUAUUGCACCAUAAAUGACAACAAUUUAAUCAUGAGAUCUUUCUCAAGCAAUAUUAACUUGUGACCUAAGCCGUGCCACUUUGGGAUCCAUAAAUAUGCCAUUAUUGCAGUCUGCCAGAGUCCUUAUUUUCGUAGGCUAACAAAUUGUUAUUUACUAUAUUUAUCUGUGCAUGCCCAUAACAUUAUCCCUUGGUUUUAAACAUUGUUGCUUUCUGAAAGUCUGACUUAUUGUUUAAGUAGCCUGAUAAGAUUAUUAUGUGUGCCCUGUAACUUAAUUUGUAUCAUUAUUGUUUCAUCUUGUGAAAUGGCUGCUUUUUUCCCACCAGUCCUAUGGUUUGGAUGUAGUUAUUGCCAGGAUUACAGAAUCUCUCAAGCAGCUCCUUUGUGAUGUUUAGUGUAUGCGUUAUUUUUGCAUUAUGUGAAUAGUCGAGAAUUGCAUGUUCUGUACCAUGUGAUCCAAAGUCCUGGCUGUGUGUUGUGUUGUUUUAAUAAGGUAUACAAUACACACUUUGUGAAAAAUGUUUUCAUCCCUACUUUGAUUAUCAAUUUCCAGCAUAGGGGUUUGUUGUUGUUGUUUAGUCACUAUAGUUGCGAUCUCAUAGAAGUGGUUGUCUAGCAUUGUAGCAAAUGUGUUUAGAGACACAUUGUACUGAGUGUUCUUGGAGCCCCUCAUUAAAGGAACGGAGUAAUUUGCUAUUUCUUUUUCAUUGUCACUUUUGUUACAGUUCAAUAAAUGGCUACAUGUAGGACCUUCAUACUUUACUUACUGUUCUACUGCUCAGUAUCACAUGAUGGAAUUUAGUGCUAAAAAUACUAAUUGCAAACAACACUGACUUUGAGAGCCAGCAAGGGAUGUUAUCUGUUGCUUUGUGUGUCACCUGGACCUGCAUGCUAAGCCUAAUGAUUGGAAACCUUACAGAGGCCUCUGUGUACAGGAAUUUGACAUUGUGGAAUUAGCAGAGAUGUGAUUCAGAUUUGGUACUCAAACAAACAGUGCUCUCUGUUCUUGCCAAUGGUGGGUAGCCCUGGCACCCAUAUGUUUGUAAGCUCCAUUGAUACCCAGCCAACACAUGGUUUUGUAUGAAAAGACUGUAUGGAGCAAAGUGCUAGGAAUGGAGUUUGGUAUAUGUAUUGGUAAGUACUAUAGUCUGGUGAUCACCAGAUCCUCUAAACAUGAUAUAGCACGAAUACAAUUUCAUUAUAAUUGGACAUGGUUACAGAGGUCGGUUUUAAGGUACCACUGAAAAUCUUCCUAUGACUUGCUUGGCAUUUUUCCCUGCAGCUUUCUCACAAUACUAGAGUGCCCUAGUUUAGUCACUGGAUAUUUCACUGUUCAUGGUUAGUUUCCACUGGCUAUCUAUAGCUAUGUACAUUUGAGAUUGCCAUUCAUUAGAAGCAAGCCUCUGGCAAUGUGACUGUCCACACUUCCUGUAUGGAAGAACACAGGGUACUUUUAAUAUGGAAUGCAAGAAACAGUCGUCGGACUGGACCAGAUUAUUUAUUUUCACUUAAAUUUCAGCCUAUUCAUUGCUAGAGCAGUGCUUUUUACACAUUCCCAGAAAGAGAUCCAUCAUACGCCUAAGGCAAUCUACGGCUAGCAUGUCAUAUGCAGCCUCUGCCAUUAAUGAUGCUGUGGACUACAUCUUCCAUGAUGCUCUGCCAUCCAGGAUGCUAUGGAUUUCUUUACCAAUCGAGGUGCCAUGUAUUUCCCAAAAUGCCUUGCCAGACUAAAAGCUUCCUCUGCCAUUUAGCGUGCUGUAGAUGAUGGAUUAACAUCUGUCAGAUAAUCGGUCGUAGGCCACAGCAAAAUGUAAAUCACCCCCCACAUGGAAGCACAGUCUUAUGUUUUUCUCUGAAAUGCUGCAUUAUACUUUUGUAUCUGGAAACCAAACCUGGCCACAGCUUGGGAUGGGUGUUACCAAAAGCCUGACAAGUUGUAAUUCACUGUCUGUAAAAUGUUUCUGGCAUAUAACCUGUUAUGUGCAAAUAUGUAUUUUUAUGUAUGUAUGGGUGUAUUUUUGAGAAGACCUUAUUGUAUUUAUUUUUUCCUAAUUAGUAAAGUGGGCCAGAUUAAUAUAAUAGUGUUGCUAACAGAUAUAAACUCCAUUCCUAUAAACUGUAAGCUCGUCUGAGCAGGGUCCUCUUUACAUAUUGUUCCUGUAAGUUUUCUUGUAAUUGUCCUACUUAUAGCUAAAUCCCCCCUCUCAUAAUAUUGUAAAGCACUGCGGAAUCUGUUGGCGCUAUAUAAGUUGCGAUGAUGAUGAUGAUAACAGAAAAUUGCAACAAUUAACAGGAACAUUCCAUUGGUUUUUAUGGUGAUUGCGUUCGAGCUUUCCCUGUUUUAGUUUUGACACUUUUUUUUAAAAAUAAUUCUCCCUCAUUAUUUGGUCCCUAAAUUUAUAUAAUCCAGAACUAAAACUAUCAUUCUCAAUUUUUGUAAAUGAAUCUAGUUCAGAUUAUACAAAAACCAGAAUUGAAGAAAAUGCAAUUGAAGUUAGUGUGAAUGAUAUUGCUUGUUAUCCUCUGACUAUGUUUAUGUUGUCUAGUUAUUUUGUAUCAGGUUACAGACUGGUAUUACUGUCAGUAAGGAGUACAUUUCCAGAAGUCAUCUGAUAGACAUGCUUCCCAAUAUGUUUGCAUGAUGUCUGAUCAUGAUGCAUUAUUUUUUUUAAAUGGAACCUUUUAUACAUCCCACCCUUACCUCUUUACUUUACCCCACUCCGCUAAUAUGUAAGCUUGUUUUGAACCCUCUGUUCUUGUGCGUCCAACGCGUCUUGCUGCAAAUACUUUUCUGUUAGUCCACCUACUGUACAGCGCUGCAGAAUUCGUAGGCGCUUUAUAACUAAUAAUACUGUUGCUUCGUCUCCUUUGUCUUCCAUUUCAGGGAAACACCUAGCAGAAAAUUGUACAGCUCUCCAUUUCCCAGAUGUAUUGUUAAUGAGAAGUGUGUACCUGUGCAAUACAGCCACAAGCAGCUCCACGUUCACUAGGAGGGGGAUACAAUGAAUGAGAAAUGCAAUGGAAGCUGGUAGCAGCAUCCAGUCACUUGUGAAUCCCAGUCUCCUCAUUUAAUAAACGAUUAGAGAAAACUACGCUUAAUCUCUUUUAAAUGAGAAGUUACUGGCCAUGUGUGAGGCCACAACCAAAUCUGUUGUUUCCAGGAUCAUGUUGUGGGCACUUGGUAUGGAAUGGAGCUUAAGUUACAAUUUCCUUAUAUCAGGGAUUUCCUAACUGUCCCUUCCCCGCCCCCUCCUCAGAGACCUGGAUAUAUAUAUAUUUGUUUGUUUGUGGCUUCAUUUAAAUUCUACAAAUAUUGACCAACUCCCUGUCUUGCAGUCACAGCCUUUCUGAGCUUUGAGAUUUCUCUGGCGUGCACUUCAAAGAAGCAGUGACGAUUAAUUAUCGCUUUCACAGCCAGGAGGGUCUCCAACACACAGGAGGCCCCUUGGCAAUGAAACACACUACUCCUGCGUUCCUUUAAUUUGUAAACACACCAUCACAUGGCAGUGCCCUUAUUUUCAUUUCACAGCUUUGUUUUUUUUCCUGUAUUAGCCUCAACAUUACUGACGACUGUUAGGAAUGUGAGAAUACAGAGAGAUUGAUCCUCUACAUAGGAAUUAAAAUUCUGGAUUCUGUUAUUUAAGGACAUGUCCACAUCUCAAACCGCUGGCCUUUGUUUUAAUUUCAGAAUGGAGAAGUGUCUCAUCAUAUGUUGUUAACUGUUAUGCAAGACCUGCUUUGUUUGUGGUUUUGUUAAUCACAAAGUCUUCGUAAGGAAGUUUGUUACUGAAGUUUUGCCCUGUGUUCUUCCACUACUAGAAAUGUCCACACUUUAUCUCCCACCAUGACUACUGCAAGGUUGUACCUGACGUCUAUACCCUGCAGUUUGUAGCAUUUGCUAUGGUAGCUGGGUUAGCUGAAUGUUUCUAAUAUCAUGUAUAUCUUAACACGUUUCAGUGUCCGUUUAAAGGGAUGGGAAACGCCUAUUUCUUUACGAUCAUGCCCUGUCCAGUGUUAUAACAUUUUAUUUUUAUUGAAUUUACUUGCCUUUUAUUAAGCAGGAAUAUUAAGCGAAUGUGCAGAUGGUAGUGUACGUUGAUUUACUCUCUGUGAUUUGUUUCUCUCCCCCCCCCUCCCUUUUUCUUGACAGCUAGUUUUAGUGCUGAACCCAUGUACCCCCUCACCACCCACCACCCAAAAAAAGUGAUGAUGUCCUGUCAUACAAGCUCUGCCUGCCUUGGGUUUAGAAACAGAGCUUGGAAAUUUAUAUUUCACUGACACUUAUAAUAUCUAGGGGCUUAUUGACUAAACCUAAUUUUUGUACAAACCUAUCACGGGUAUUGCAAGCUUUAUUCCAUCGGUGUGUACAGGUACGUUUCAAUCAAGUAAUCAUCAAAUUUGCCAAGGUUCCACAUUUUUUAAGAGAUUCAAUUUAGCUUAAACCUCUCACUCCCCAUCGGGACCAACCUAUUGCAAUUUUGUUAUUGCUGCAAGAUAGGAGCAGAUAUGUCACAGCAGCCUGGAUCUGUGUUGCUAGAUCAUUGUGUGUUCAUUGUUAGAUUUGGUAUUGUUAGAUUUGAAAUACGUGCUAUUAAGCAGAAGGAUUCUGCUCAGGUCUGUGUACAGGACUGAAUCCAGUAGCAUCAGAAAGUCUUGGCCGGAUGGGGUCCACACAAAGCCUUUUGUAGGUCACACUUGGAUGUAACUGUGAAGUAAUCUAUUUUCAUGUAUUUUUACUUUUUAUUUUUUUACAUUUUAAUAUAUAGAAGUUGGGCAACUGAGCCAAGCUGUGUGAAUACCAUCCAUAUAAUGUGUCAUAAUGGGGGAGUUGAUGGUCCAUUUCUACAUAAAUAGCCUCCUUAUUCGAACCACGAUGUAAUAUGUAACAUUAUCACUUUGGACAAAAGGUUCGGGCCAUGACUAGUGAAAGGGAUAUUGAACAGUAGCUCUGUGAGAUUAUCAGCUGGGUUGGAACAAGAUGCUUAUUGUUAAAACUCUGUGAAGCCCUGUGUUUGUGUAGUCUGUAUGUAGUGCUUGUGUAUAGUCUAUUAGUGUUGGCAUUUGCAUGGCCAAAAAUGCAAUAAAUUAAGUUAUUUUUAUCAGUUAUCUCAUUUUCACACUUUAAAAGAAGGGAGGGAUAUUUGUUUGCAAUUCUCCAUGUUUGCUCUUAUUCUGUCGAAGAGCUGUUAUUAAUCCGUAUUGAUCACACUUUUCGGGCUCCUAGCAGUUCCCACACUCUGUACUUGUAGUAUGAUAUACAGGUCAUGCUGGCAGUGCCGUGAUGUGCAUUGACAUUCGCUUUACAAUGAGCCUCCGCCAGAGGUUUCGCCGCCCCUCGUGCUCCCAGCCUGGGAAUCCCACAGUCUUUUAACAAUGGAUGCAAAUUGCCUUUCACAGUAAACCUGAUCUUUAUUGAAGCAGAACUCCCAACAAUUCAGGCUAUGUUGAACACGAAUGAAGGAGUGGGGGGCACAGUUGUAAAUAUAUGGAGUAAGGGAGAGUUCUGUAAAUGCCAAUCUGGAUUAAAAACCUUUCGAAAGGCAGGAGCAAGCAGCCGCAUUAAACGAGAGCUCCGGGCUACAAACUGUAAGCCAAGACACCCUGCAUGCCCCAAACAACAUGGGACUAAAAACCAAGAAAAUAAUCGCGGAAAAAAACCCACCUCUGGGAUCACUAUCGGGGAUAUGUGGAGACAGGCACGAUGCGCAAAUGGGCCCAAUAUGGCGGCACUCCACGGAGGCUGCUCUGAUUUCUCCGAUGACCUCUCUAGAGAAGAGUAUCUACCAGCUCCCACAGCGGGACAACCCCCACAGCAGCACAAACCCAACCAGGACUCAGCUCCGGUAACUAAAGCGGUCCUAAAACAACUGCUCACUGACCUACAAACGACCCUACAAAAAGCCAUCACAGCGGUACGGGGAGACCUGAAGGGCCUGAUGGCCCGCAUGGGCACCCUCGAAAGAGCCUCCACAACCAAUGCUGUGAGCAACCUGCAAACACAACAGUGGAACCACGACCACCGCCUUGCAGAAUAUGAAGACGCUAGGCGGAGAACUAACCUGAAGGUUCGAGGGGUCACAGAAGCAAUACCCGAUGUGGAGCUCCCACAGUUCGUUGAACACCUGCUCGCAAACAUAUUGGCAUCCUCACACGCCAAAAGCAUUAGCCCUGACUGCCUCUUCAGAAUCCCCAAGCCACCAAGAGCAGCGACCAUGGCCACCAGGGAUUUAAUAGUUACUUUUCUCAACAUCCAGGACAAAACUACAGUCCUCAAAGCCCUAAGGGGUAAAACGCCCCUCCAAUUCGACAACAUGACACUAAGCUUCUAUACGAUCUCUCGAAUGAGACCCUGGCAUGGCGGCGCUCCUUCCGGCCGCUUACCGCACUACUCCGAAGGUACAACCUCCAAUACCGCUGGCAGCCUUCCCACACACUCACGGUCCGCUGGGGAACGGACUCCCACAAGAUACAGGACCCAGCCGACACGGCGCAGCUACUGCAGGCUUUAGGCCUACCACCGGACUCCCUUACCCAGAUGGGCCAGCAAUGUACUAACUCGCCAAUGCACUCCUGGGACCCGACGAGAACUGUCCCAUUCAUACCUCAGGGACUAACACCCGACCCUUACGUAGCGGUCACUACAUAAACAGAGACUGGCGAACAUACAACCAUAAUAGGAUGAAGUGACUCUUCCCAAGUAGCCAAGUCAGAUACUUACGAUAUGUUUCUGCAUGUAUUAAUGUUUGUAACAGGUUUCUCUAUCCCCAGCCGCCUUCCUAGGCCGAGGCCCAGAGGCCACAAUACUUCAGAACUACUGCUAUAUUUUGAAUUAGACACGUCUUUUCACCCCUCUGUCCCGCAAGUAGCCACACCGAUAGUUGCCGGCAUAUAGCGGAGCGUACUAUCAGACACAGCAACAACACUCUUCGCACACAUGUACAUCAUAACGGUUAUAAACCUUCCUCGCCUUUCAUAAACACAAUCUGUACAGCCUACACUUAGAACUAAAGGUCAGCCGGUUUAAUGCUAUUGCCAUGGACACCGAGCCCAACUGCCGCCCAAACGAACAUAAAGCUAGCUCCCCGGGAGGGUAAUCUAUAUGCCUGGCAGACUCCCUCCGUUGCCUCUUUUAGUUAUAACGUUUUGUAGUUUUGUCACCACUGUAAUCUAGCAACUAUCCAUCAAGCUUAAGUGUCAGCUCGGCACAACCAGCAAACACUUAAUGCCUGACUAGACAGUCAAGAGCCAGGCUUAACUAACCCACUAGACUGCCUGGAGUUUCUUACAAAACAUAGAUUAGCCUUUACCAUGUUUAUACACACCGUGUAUCUAGCCCAGCAUGAUUAUUACACACUAAUGUGGACUCAUAGUUAUUUUCAUGUUAUAAAAAAGAGUUGUUUACAUUGCCACACUUCCAGCUUCAUUUUGUUCAUAUAUAAAAAAUUCUGUGCAUAUACUCCUGAACACCCUACUAUAAUUGUUGGAACUAAGCGAGAGGAAUGCCGCUGGGGUACCGCACGCAAGAUAUGUUUUUAUGCACUGCAAAAAUAAAGUAUUACAUUUUUUUUUUUUUUUUAAAAAGCCCUUUCGAAAGAUCUCUCUGUUCCAUAAUAAUUCUGUGAAUUUGCAGCUCUUGGAUCAGAUUAUUUUAUAUCAAUUAUAGCUUGUGGACCUUCAGGGCAAUUUCCUAAACUGAAUUGCUUGUAAUUCCCAGGGAAAUUGUAAAUAUAAGACCAAAAUAGCUGAGAUAAGAUUAUCUGGAUUGGAGACUUUUCCCACUUUUGCUAUUGUGGCCUACAUUUUUACAUUUCCUUGUGAAUUCCUGACAAAUAGAUUUCCUGCAUAACCAUAUCUGACGCGUUAUUUUAUUUUACUAAAAUGUUGUGCUUGUUUUGUCUCUUGUUUUGGCCAUAUUAGCCUGGCUGUGCUGCAGCUUGACUAGUCUCUGGUUACAUCAGCCUUGGUUUACAAAGUUUCCUACAUUCCAUGUGGGUGAUGUAAUACAGAGACAGGGACUCUGGAAAAGGAAAAGGAGGGACAGUGAACUGGCUUUCAAAUUCCAUGUGUGCCUGUGUUAAAAUAGCAAUGCUGAUUUCUUUGGCAGAGAUUUGCACGUGACAUUGUUGGAGCCUGGGAAGGCUGUAUGUUGUAAUGACCUCAUAGUACGCUUUUUGAAAUCGCCAAUGAUUUGUCUCUGUUCUCUUUUCAAAAACUACAUUAUGAGUUUAUUAGUCAAGUAAAAUGAUCGUUUGACCAGUUUCAAACCUUGUUUUUUUUAAAUUUUUGCUAAAUAUUGUCCCAUGUGGAUAUAUAUAUAUAUUUUUUUUUUUACUGGAUUAUUGGUUCUUGAUACUAAACAGAAUCUGAAAGUGUAAGCUGCCAUAAUUUGCUUACCAGCGGUGUAUGUAAAAACGCCUGCUUUGGAAAUUCACACAAUCGUUGCCAGUUUCCUGUACUGUCUACACGCUGCAAUAUUUUUAGCUCAGAAUCCCGCAAGGCUCGUUUUGCUAGGUAGGAAUGUGCGCGCUCUGUGUGUUUGUAACGUCGCUGCUAAUGGGUCAGCCCGGGGCUUACUACUGGGGAAUGCCUAAAUUGGGCUUCUUGCAGUAACAGGCUUUUGGCGUCUUUCUUUUUUAUUUUCUGUCUGUGAGUGCCGUUAUUGCUGGAAAGUCUUCUAAUGGGAGCCAAAGGUCUCAUUCUAGAUUCAAACAUGGCAAAAAAGCUUCAUUGUUGCAAAUGUGCAGUUUCUAUUGGGUUGCAUAGGAGGAAAGGUUAACUUGGUGACUUUGUAUAGCAGCUAUCUCUGGUAAUAGUUAACGCAGUGUCACCAUUGCCUACCAGUUUAAGUAGAGAUCAGUACUUAUCGAUACUAGAACUAGUCACAUAUAGCAGUGUAUGAAUCAUUGCGAGAGUUUCCCUUGUGCAGGUUAGUGUUCAAUAUAAGUGUUCAGCCACUGGGAGAGGAGUUGGACAGGUUGUAUAUCUGUGAGCAAAAUGUAUUCGCAGAUAUAAAGAUGGGACUUUUAUCUUAUCUAAUAUAUUACACAACACUUGUGAGCUCAGACAUUUUUAUCCGUUAUCAGUUGCUGAAUUUGAAAUUAUAAUGUGCAUUUAUAACAGGUCGAGGCAAGCUAUUAUCUGUGAUAAGUUCUGAGCAUGGAAAGUCUUGUCAUAUUGUAGGGUGUGAAAGUUUUAAAUGGAUGCUCUAGGCACUGGACAGCUUUCUCUGGUGCACAUUAAAGCUGCUUAUAUUAAUGUCCAAAGUCAUCCAGUUAUUGCCAAAAAAAUGUGACCCUGAAGGCGAAACUGAUUUGACUAUCCCUUUCCCAGAGAAAAAAGCUGAGAGAAAUUUAUGUAAAAUCCCUUUUCUUUAUCUGCAAUAUGAUUAUGUAUAAGUUAGAAAACUCUGAAGGGUUUAAGAAUGUUCUAUCCUUUCAAAUACAUUGGAAAGAAAUUGUAUAUCAAUGCUUUUAGUUUGAUGCCUCUCCUCAUUCUCUAAUAAUGUUCGUUCUUCUCCUUUAGAGAUUUAUUGAAACAUGGAAUCUGAAGACAUUCCUGAGUUUUUAAGCCCGAAAGAAGAAAUUGUUUAUUGGAGAGAACUGUGCAAGACGUUUAAACAGAGGUUCGUAUCAUGUGUACACCUGUCCCACUUUCCCAGCCCCAUUCAUUUUUUUCAUAGUUAUUCCUAAAAAAAAAAAAAUGCACAGAUUAUAGUGUUGCGUUCUAAAUAUAGGGUGUCCAACCUUGAUCUGACAGCGCUUUUUGUACUACAAGUCCCAGAAUUGUCAGCAAGCCAGUGUUUACUUGAGAAUUCUAGGAGCUGCAAGUUGGCUAUAACUGAAGGGCCAGUUUUGAGAAAUUAUAUUAUUUAAAAAAUAAAAAGUUUCAGGACAAAUAUUAAGAUUUUACUUAUUUGCUUAGAUGGCGUAUUAUGAGUAAAAAAAAUAAAUAAAUAAAAAGUGCAAGCAAUCCAGUGAUUGUCUUACAGGAUUACAAAUGGAAAUAUAUACAAUACAAACAAAAAGCUUUUUGAAGUAAUAGUAAAACAGUCACUUUGUAGGAUCAUUGUGGUAUAGAUACUUACCUGAACCACUCUCUUACAUUCUUCUACUGUGGCAUUUUCUUCUACCUACUGGUCUUCAGCUCCUGGUGGCAAAAUCUACCAGGGCCCGCGCCACUCAUGUGCAAGAGUACAAAACAGAGGUGUAUGAGACCACAAGAUCUUCUAUAGGUGAUCUCAAGCCUGCUCAAUGACGGGCAAUUGGCAUAUAGUCUGCAUCACAUGAGGAGAUGCUGGCUCUCAUCAGCAGUUGCUUAAGCGAUGGCAAGAUGUGGUGACAGAAGCGGCUUUUAGCUCCACAUUUUGCCAAUAAUGCAGUAAUUACAGAAGACAAAUAGUUCCUACUUUGACUUAUUAUAGAAUUUGUUUGAUCUUUUUGGGGGCUUUAUAUGUCUGUGCGUUUUUGGUAAUUUACAUAAACAUAGGUGGGUAUAAAUAUACUUCUAUUGAGGAUUAAUGCAACUUUACAUUUUGAUUUUUAUACAUAUCUCUUUAAUGGAAACAAAAGUUUAAAUCAAUCUGUCAAAUGAGCUGCAUGAAACAAAUGUAUUUUUACCGCUACAUGAUGUUUUAUGUUACCCGCCACUCACGGGGGACUGACUGAAGCUGAUGCUUGUGAUGGAUGGUGGCUCAGUGUGCCACCGGGACAGUGUAACUGUACCAAUCACAAAGCAAUGGUCAGCAAGGUAUCUAGCCAGGUAGACCUGAUUUUCUGACUGUGAAAAAUUCAGAUUUACAUUGGACUAUGUGAUUAUUUUCCUUGCAGUUCAUGUUUUAAUUUAUGUAAUCUUUCCAGUGUGUUGGAAUGAGUUUUAUGAAUGACCUGACCUAAAUCAUCUGUGUUUUAACUCAUUAAGUUAUCAGGAGGCCCGUGAUGAACUUGUGGAAUUCCAGGAAGGCAGCAGAGAGCUGGAAGCUGAGCUGGAGACACAGCUGGUGCAGGCCGAGCAGAGGAAUAGAGACUUGUUAGCUGAUAACCAAAGACUUAAAUACGAAGCGGAAACCUUAAAGGUAUAUACUAACCUCCCGCAUUUAAACUUAACCUGACUCAAGCUUCUAGUACUUUGAAAUGACUGCAUUCCAUAAUUAACAUGUGGUAUGAUUAAUUCCCCUUUAGGAAAAGCUUGAGCAUCAGUAUUCUCAGAGCUAUAAACAGGUUUCUCUCCUGGAGGAUGAGCUGGGUCGGGCUCGAAGCAUUAAGGAUCAACUCCAUAAGUACGUUCGAGAGUUAGAACAGGCCAACGAUGACUUGGAAAGAGCAAAACGGUGAGUCCAGAACUUGGAUAUUGGAUUUAAAUUUCCUUUGUUAGUUGGUAGUUACAACAUCAUUACUGCAAUGAUCUCCCAGACUCUCUGGAGAGAACUUAAGGGUUAAUGUUAGAAUUCCAUUACACUUUUUUUUUAUAAUUCUUUGUUGCAUUCAAAAACAGUGUACAUGAGCGGCAAUAACGUAUAUAGCAUGUAAAAGAGGAGCUUGGCAUUAGGUAUGAUAACCAGUAGUCGUAUGGCUUCUUACCAGUUGUUACAUUAACUAUAUGGUCUGAGUUUCCUGUGCAUGUACAUUUUAACAUUGAAAAGAUAUUGUAUGUCAUGGUUUUUCAAAAAAUAAAAUUAUAAGCAGUAAGUUUAACACUUGCUAGAGGUAACUCAUGGGUACCACUAUCUUGGUAGCUAUUGUAGUUUUAUCUUCACCAUCUAGUAGAGACAAAAGUAGUCGUCAAUUUUUGCUGGUCUGGUGAUAAUUCCAUUACUAAAUGGACUGUGAAAUGCAUGUGAAAUCUCCUUACUAGAACUUAUUGUUCUGUUUUUUUUUAGAUACAAAUGCAAAUGCCUUUUGUGUUUGCCAGCUACUUAAUAACCCGUGAUUAGGUUAAUGAACACAUGUAUGUUAAAGAAUAUCUGUCAAAUGGAGAUACAUCUUCUGACACUUGAACUUCCCCCACCCAACUCCUUUGGGAUAUAACUGACCCAGUUUAUUGCGCUUGAGGGCAGAAAAGAAUUUAAAUAUGACUUUAAGCUAUUAAUUUUCUGAAAGUGAAAGUUCUACCGUUUGUCAAUCUUUCAUAAUCUCUGUUGGGGUCAAACUUGCAGGGCCUAAGGCAAUGUAUAAACAUCACUUGAGUUGGUCAAUUGAGACAGAAAUGCUUUUAAACGUUGAAUCCUUUGACUUUUCUAUUGAAUGGUUUUUUUUUAUGUUGCCCGAGGAGUUUCAUCCCACUUUUAUUAGGGGCCUCUGGAGUUCUACUACUAGUAGGUUAAGCUUUGUAUAGGGUUCCCAGAUCAAUUGUUUUGUUUUUUUCUUUUCUUGUAGACAAGUAUCACUCUUUGAAAAGUGCUGCCCUCAAGUAUGCAGAAUUAAUAUGCUGCUUAAUGACUUGGUUCUACCUGAAACGUAUGAAUCCUAUAUAUUGCAGGGCAAGUUGUGUGUCCUGGAAAACAUAGUGGAUACGACCAGGGACGUAUUAGCCGCGAGGCAAACAAGGCAUUUGCCUUGGGCGGCAUUUUUCAGGGGGCGGCAAAAAACGCCGCCCCCCAAAUGCCCAGGGCAAAUGCCUAGUUAGCCUUGCGGCUAACUGACAUCCCGGGCGGGCGGCGCUGGCAGGCGGGCGGCUGGCGAGGGAGCACUUCCUAUGAGCUGUCUGCUCAGCUCCCUCGCGCGCCGCACAGUGAGGCUGGGAGCUGGAAGAUGACGUCAUCUUCCGGCUCCCAGCCUCACUCUGGAGCUGAGCAGACAGCUCAUAGGAAGUGCUCCCUCGCCAGCCGCCCGCCUGCCAGCGCCGCCCGCCCGACCUGCAGCCACUGGACCACCAGGGAGAGAGAGACCUCCCCCCCCCCAGCACUCCCAUAGGUAAGGAGGUUGGGGGGGGGAUUUAAAUUAAAAAAAAAGUUAAUCUGUGUGUGUGUCUGACUGUGUGUGACUGACUUUGUUUGUGUAUGUGUGUGUGUGUGUUUGUGUCUGACUGUGUCUGUGUAUGUGUCUGACUGUGUGUGUGUGUUUGUGUCUGUGUGUGUGUGUUUGUGUCUGACUGUGUGUGUGUUUGUGUCUGUGUGUGUGUCUGACUGAGUGUGUGUGUUUGUGUCUGUGUGUGUGUGUUUGUGUCUGUGUGUGUGUGUUUGUGUCUGACUGUGUGUGUGUUUGUGUCUGUGUGUGUGUCUGACUGAGUGUGUGUGUGUGUGUGUCUGACUGAGUGUGUGUGUGUGUGUCUGACUGAGUGUGUGUGUGUGUGUCUGUGUAUGUCUCUGACUGUGUGUGUGUUUGUGUGUGUUUGUGCCUGACUGUGUGUGUAUGUGUGUGUGUGUUUGUGCCUGACUCUGUGUAUGUGUGUGUGUAUGACUGUGUGUGUGUGUUUGUGUCUGACUGUGUGUGUGUAUGACUGUGUCUGUGUGUGUGUUUGUGUCUGACUGUGUGUGUGUGAGUGUGUGUGUAUGUGUCUGACUGUGUGUGUAUGUCUGACUGUGUGUGUGUGUAUGUGUAUUUAGAAGGUGGGGCGGGGGAAGGGUUGGGUGGGGGUGCAAGGGGGUGCCUGAGUUUUGUCCUGCCUAGGGCAGCACAAAACCAGGAUACACCACUGUGUAUGACGUGUGUGUCUGUGUGUGUGUUUGUGUCUGUGUGUGUGUUGUGUCUGUGUGUGUGUUUGUGUCUGCGCGUGUGUUUGUGAGUGUGUGUGUGUGUGUCUGACUGAGUGUGUGUGUGUGUGUGUCUGACUGAGUGUGUGUGUGUGUGUGUCUGACUGAGUGUGUGUGUUUGUAUGUGUUUGUGCCUGACUGUGUGUGUAUGUGUGUGUGUUUGUGCCUGACUCUGUCUGUGUAUGUGUGUGUGUAUGACUGUGUGUGUGUGUUUGUGUCUGACUGUGUGUGUGUAUGACUGUGUGUGUGUUUGUGUCUGUGUGUGUGUUUGUGUCUGACUGUGUGUGUGUGUGUAUGUGUGUGUGUGUGUGUGUAUGUGUCUGACUGUAUGUGUGUGUGUAUGUGUAUUUAGAAGGUGGGGCGGGGGGAAGGGUUGGGUGGGGGUGGCGCGGGGAUAGGGGGGUGCCUGAGUUUUGUCCUGCCUAGGGCAGCACAAAACCAGGAUACACCACUGGAUACGACAUCCCUAAAUACACUUUUGUAUACCUUUUGCCUUUUUUUUGGUUUUUGUUCUGAUUGCUUUGGGUCCGUGCUUCUGUUUAAACCCUAAACCCUCCAUUGCUCUGAAUUAAAUAGCUGUCAGAUUAGUCCUGUUUAAACUCCAAAUUCCUCAGAACCCUUCAUUAGUUAGGAAAAGUAGAUCGCAACUGACAUCACAUCUGUCUUUUGAUUCCUUCUUGUUCUACACAGUGAGUGUUCUGAUUCCAAUGUGCUCAUGAAAUAAGCAUGUUUAAGCACGUUGGUCGGUCAACAUAAACUCACAUUGGAGUUUCAUUAAUGCAUUAAUAAGAAGCAAACUUUAGACUCUGAGUAAUGCUGCUGUGCGAUCAACACUGUUUUCCUUUUUCUGUUACCUGACGGCAGAUCAGACGAUGGGAGGUCACUGGCCACAUCAGCCUGUCUCCUGUCAGUAACAAGUGAUUUGUCAACAAGGUUUUUCAUUUGAGUCUCCACCAUUGAUUCCAUAUGAAACAGUCACUUACUAGAGUUAAUAGGGAUUAGGUCAGUUUACAGGAAUGUGCCUUGCUCAAGAUAAAAUGAUUUGUAUCUUAAAUAUUGUACAUAUCAUUUUAUACAUUCUGGAUGCAUUCUGCUUUUAACCCCUUAAGAAUGCAUUUAUCAAAGUUUGGUCUCUAAAUGUCCUGUCAGUAUGAAAUGUCCUCCUUAUUAAGCAUUAGCAUCUGUAUGCAAUCCUGGUAGCUUUUAAAUGAGCGUAACAUUUCAUUUUCAUAGCGGAUUUUUAAAACUAGUUUGUAAUAUUUGAAUUAUGCCCUUGUUGAUCCUUAUGAAGUUAAAUGUACCUAUAUAGUUCAAAACAAAGGCUGAAAACAAAAAGGCUAGUGGCUCUUAUAAUGUGUAAAUGCCUUUUAUUGGCAGAUUACUAACCACAAGUCAGGGCUGUCGGUUUACUGCCUUGUAGUUACUGUUUAGAAGGCGUAACUCUGAAAUCAGUUGUUAAAACACUCUAGUUCACUGCAAAUGGUUUCAGUGUCAAGCUAAUGCUAUGAGUCAGUUUUGAAAGAACCAUAAUAAGCACUUCUCUUCAGAAGCCUGUUAUUAACACACAUACGCAGGUUUAGUUCAGUAGCUACUGGGCAAGCAGAGCAGUUACUGCCAUGAUGUAUGUGACAUAGAUCCAUUGGCAGCAAAUCUGUGUGUUUUACAGAGAGAAUGCUGCAAUUUUAGUAUGAAUGUCCUAAUAGAAAACAGUUGAUAACCGUAUAACGCGUUUUAUUAUAAACCUGGAAUUGUGCUAUUUACUAUAAUAAAAGUCAAUCUGAGUCCUUUUCUUUGGGUAACAUUAAAAUCUUCACUCUUGUUCAGGGGUGUCAUGUUUCUGUAUUAUGUGAGAGUUUCAUUUUAUUGUAGGACACCAUUCGUGCAAUUUUCCAGGCAAUAAAACCCCGAUACCCUUUCGUGCAGUACAAGGACAUUGCAGUUUAGAAGCGAACAAAUCAUGCUCCCACUCAGUCCCUUCUGCCGGAUGUCAUACUAUUUUAAACUUUAAUCUGUUGACUGAAAUAGAGCUAUUGUUUUCUGUCUUGUGUCUAGAGCAACAAUUGUUUCUCUGGAAGACUUUGAACAAAGGUUGAAUCAGGCGAUUGAAAGGAACGCAUUCUUAGAGAGCGAACUGGACGAAAAGGAGUCUCUGUUGGUCUCCGUGCAGAGGCUAAAAGACGAAGCGCGAGGUAAUGUUGACAAAGCGCCAUUCCGUGCACGCACAGGGUGAUGUCACUUUUACAGUACGCGUAGGCCACAUUUUCACCAAAAUACUUUAUUCAGUGAAAUGUCAGUAUUCCGCCUCCCUCAAAGCUGAAACAUGACAAUAUCUAUUGGAAUGCUAAAUUUCCCAUCACCCAUUCUAACGUUUUUACUUUAAAUGUACUUUUCCAUGCAGGCAAAACAGGAACUGUUUUAUAUGUAAAGUAAAAACAAGGAAGCUGGCGGUUAACUUUAUUAUUUUCUAGCUAGCUGUAAACACAUAGACAAAAGAGAAUCUUUUAAUAUUCUCUUCCUGCAUCUGUGGAUAUAUGCGUUAACCCUAUCACACUGAUUGCUAAUUUUGGCAAACCAGAUAUAUUUUUUAUUUCCCAUAAUGAUCUGCUAUCCCUGACAUGCCAGAUGAUCUACUGCCCCACAAUGUAUUGAAUUUGGGCAAUUCAUAUAUUUAAUAUUAUUGUUUGUAUUGGCAGAUUUAAGACAGGAAUUAGCAGUACGAGAGCGGCAGACAGAUGGAACAAGAAAGUCUGCACCGAGCUCCCCUACACUAGACUGUGAGAAAAUGGACUCUGCGGUACAGGCCUCUCUCUCCCUACCUGCCACACCAGUGGGCAAAAUAUCAGACAACAGUUUUACCUCCCCGAAAGGUUAGUCUCCACUUGCCAAGAGCUGGCCUACUGGACACAUGUCUUCCCUAUUAACAUUCUGCAUCUGGAGCAUUUUAGGAACUUGGCAUAAGCUGCCCUAGAAAUGUUCAAACUAAAACGUUCAUGAUGCUUUGGAAAUUUUAAAGGCUGGCAAAGAAUCAUAACCAUUCUAGUUCUACGACAUCUAAUUCGUUUAGGCACCUCUGCAGUAGCUGUCCUUCAGUGUGUUUCAGAAACUCUAAUUUCUAACUAAAGUCUUAACUGUAACAUGGAUUAUUUAACUCUGGUCCUAAAGGGUGAACAUAACUGGAGGUAAUUAUUGCUAACAUGUUCGCAUUCUGACCCACCCGAUAACUGACUACCACUCCCAUAAUUCUCUGCCCAUUACCUACCUUAAUGCACUGCAGUCUCCCCAUUAUUGUAGAAGGGAGUGAACUGCAUACAUAAUUUAUUUUGUGUGUGUGUGUUUUUGGAGCUCUUCAGGAUCUAAAAUCUAUAUAUAUAUAUAUAUAUAUAUUUUUUUUCCCUUCCAGGUAUACCAAAUGGUUUUGGAACCACACCACUCGCUCCUUCCGCCAGGAUAUCUGCACUUAACAUUGUGGGAGACCUGUUGAGAAAAGUUGGAGUACGUAUGUUUCUUAUAGGUUAAUAUUGAAUAUGUGCAGGGGCUGUUAGUUAUCCUAGCAACCUUAAUGUAUAUGAACACGUGUAAUCCAGUUUAUUUCUAAAGGCGAAAGUGUAUCGGUUAUAACCCUUUCCUGGCCUGCUGCGUGUAUCUGCCAGAUCUUUAUCCUUGUACUUUCUUUUCAGGCCUUGGAAUCCAAGCUAGCGGCAUGCAGGAACUUUGCAAAGGACCAGGCCUCUCGUAAAUCCUACGUCCCAGGAAACUUAAACAGCAGCAGCAGUAGUUUACUAAACAACAGUGGUGCAAAAUACCCCCAUCCUGGGCACACGUCAUUUUUCGACAAAGGGUAAGAUCAAACGCAGUUGUUGCCAGAAGAGAGAGAGAGUGGUAACCUUUAUAGAACUCUUGAACCGUGCAAGUAAGCCUUGGCACAGCUACUUUGUUUGUGAACUACCUUUGCCAUGGUGCUCAGAUAGCUUGAAGUUUAAAUGCAUUUUCAAACAGUUGCAGUGCUAACGUGUUUAGCCCUACAUGUGAUGAGGACGUAACCGCAAAAACAAUAUAACACAUUAAAACAUAUAUAUUAUUCUGUGUAUAUCAGUACUAGCAAUCCUACACAAACCGUUCCUAAAUCUAAUGAUUUACUGUUCCUCAAAGUUGCACAGAAUUCACUUUAGUCGGCUCAGAACUAGUCCCGGGCGGGCUGAUGACAUGACAUUUAGCCUGGACCUAUUUGCUCUCAUCAUCUGCUAUGAAAAACACUUUCAAGACUUUAAUGCAUCUUGUAAAAUAUCUCCUGGAUAAUAAAUAUAAUAUGACAACUGUUACUUGCUAAACCAGAAAUUGUAAAAAAUAAGCUGAAUUCCGCUAUUAUUUCCAGGUUGGCUAUUUUGAUCUACAAUUAUUAUAAUAAUAACUAGUAUUUAUAUAGCGCCUUUCUCCCAGUGGGACUCAAAGGGCUUUUCAGUGCACGCUUUUGGAAUUAACCAAAUCAGCAGCUGAAUAGUAAUAAAUGUUGUUAUUACCGAAUUGAUGAUACUCAAUUUAUCGACCUCGGAAGGCUGAGUUGAACCUGCUGGGAUUUGAAACUGUGAUCUUGCAUUUUGACAGCCAUUGUAAUCAGGGAAUUUACUAACUGAGCUACCUCACUGUCAAUUUGCAAUUUCUUUGUUGCUUUUCCCCAAAACCUGGUUUAAUUAAGAAUACUUUUUUUUUUUUCUUCUGGAAAAUGUGAUAAGUUUUAAUUAGGUCAGCUUCUUAAUUUAACAGGGACAUCCUUCACUGUGUCAGUUAUAGUGAACACUACACUAUACAAGGAAUUGCUUUCUCUGUAUUGAGCCUUAAAAUGUACAUUCAUAUAAUUAACCAAAUAUUCUACACCUCUUUCCCUCCACAUCUAUGCAUUGAGGGCCAUACAAAGCCUGUUGGAGAGACCUCAGACUGUAUGUGGCAAAACAUGUAUCAAUGUGGACAUAAAUUCUAUCACUAUUUUGGUUGAACCCCUGCCAACAAGGGAUCUGUGACCUGGAAAUAUUACCAAAAUAUUUGCUUUUAGCAAUUUUUAUACAGCAAACAAAAUUCCGUAUUAAGUAUAAUAACUGCUGCUUAUGGCUUUGGUACUGUCAAGGUAUUACCCAGGGCUUUGGUUUUGUUUGCUUUCAGAAUUUAGAACCAUUUGCUUACUGUUUUGGCAAAGUAAGUUAUCACAACAAAAAAUGACAUAACACAUUUCUCAUUGAAUUGUGUGUAGACAUAAUGGUAAUGUAUGUUUAAAUUAUGAUUUGGCCAGAUCUUAUUUCAGAGUACCCCAUCAUGAUUAAACAGGGUUUAUAUAGAUGCUGCUGGGUAAUUUAAAACUAUCAAGGAAGAGUCGGUUCUCUCACCGAAGUCCUAUAAGUGCGCUGUUAAUGAGAUGGACUUAAAGUUUAAUUGAUUGUAAUUGUAUUGCCUUCCAGCUGUGGCAGUGAAUGAUAUAAUUUCUGUUUUCUUUCCCCCGAAUAGGCAGGAAAAGGUCAUUUUCCCCACGUUGUUUAUGGGUAAUUGAACUUUAGUGAUAAGGCUGCAUGCUCUGAGGGUUUACCCUGUGGGUGCGAACUAUCAUAACCCCUUCUUCUCUUCCGUCCGCUAGACUAACUGCAUGGGGAGCUCUCUGAUCAGUGGUUUAAUGGCCUUGAAAGGUUUAUGGUGUUUUCAUUUAUAUGAUGUCAUGUGGGGCUAGAUAGUUUACAAAGCCUCAUUAUUUAUUAGGGUAGUUUUAUUCAAUUUUGUUUCGACUACAUGUUUAUAAUAUUUGAAGUCUAGAAGAAACUUUUUACCUGUUUCAGACAAACUCUGGCUAAUUCACUAGACGGUGAGUAGAGUUGCAGAUGUUUGACCACAGUGACAGAGUGGGGGAUUUGGCUUGUUGUAUUCUGCUGUUUGCAGUUUGGUUGCUUGCUCACCCCAACUUGUUGUUUUAGAGAAUAGCUGUCUGGUUUUCCUGAAAUUAGAGUUACAGGACCCUGAGAUGAUUGAGCAUUAGUGGUCUUUGUAUUGCCCUCCCCCGCUGCCCCGUUAUUUAACUCUGUUACUAUACUUCACACGGUACAUCCAGAGACCAUUGUAAUCAGAAUGAGGUAAGGUGGGUUUAACUGGACUGAUUGCAGUGUAUUUCUCAGAACACCUUAUAGCAGUCACGGGUUACAAUGACAACGUACUUUUUGUUGACUUUUUGCCUCCUACGUAAAAGCCAAAAUGUAAAAUAGUAUUGCUACCAGCACUCGGUAAAAAACCCAAAUCUUUAAAGAUACAUAUUGUUUUACAGUGACAGUCCUUAUCACUGCCAGUGGUAAGUUAAGAGAAACGAUCAGGAAUCCCUUCAAGGUGUUUUAUUUGCAUUGCUUAAAAUAAUAAUCACUUUAUUCCACUUAAUUAUACUUAAAGAAGUACAUGUUCUGCACAUAAAAUGCGUGCACCUUGUUUUAACACCACUUCUCUGUCAGUUCUAUCCAACCCCCUUUUUUCUUUUCUCGUUUUAUAUUCAAGUGUUUUAACAAGAUGUGGAAUACAGUGAUAUUUUUAUAUAAGCAAGGCAGCUGGAUAGCUGUGAAGCGAUUUCUGGUACAUUUACACAUGUUGCUUUGGGGAGUGCUUGAUACUAUUGGGAAUAUUGUGAUAAUCUAUCUUGUCACAGAAAAUUGUUACAUUACUCCCCACAACAAACAGGCUUUAUGCAAGGAACAGUAUUUAGCAACUGUUAGUAUAUUAUUUUAAGAGAGCCGACAAGGCUGGGUGCAUGUCCUGUCUGCAUCACUGUACGCCCCCAGUCCAUCGGUGGCAUGGGCUUCAGAGUGCAGAACGAGGCUCUCGUUAAGUCACUCUGUGUUGGUUGCUGUGAACGACUAUUAGUCGCCCAGGCAACCGACACACUUCUUACAGAUGUUUUGUAGUCUAUCCCUCUCUAUGUAUGUACAAAUUUCUCCAAUAAUGUGUGGUUAUGGUGGUUGAAGUGUUUAUUUAAACAUUUACCUUCACCAUGCCCACUUUUUUUAUAACCGCAAGACUUGUUUCUUGUUUCUAGCACAGUUUAAACCACUAUUUCAACAUUUACGUAGGUAUUUAAUCUUAUUUAUAUAUAACCAUAUGUACUUUAGUAUAUGACUGUUCUUUACUGCCUAAACACUUGACAUCUAGUUGUAUCUUGUGGUUCGUGGGUGACGGUGUGGUCUGCCUGCCAGUUCUGGGUGGAGGUUGUUUUAUUGCAUAUAUAUAUAUAUAAUAUUCUAUCUAUGCCCCAUGAUCACAGUUUUUUUUUUUUUCUCCUUGUUUUUCUUUUCUUUGUAAAACUGUAUAUAUGCAUUUCUGUAAAGUGGAUUGUUACAGACUUGAGGCCUUGAGAUCAAUGGAUCAAUCCUUAGGAUACUUGCCAAGCACUUUAAUUUUUCCGCUAGACGAGACAGAGCGCAAAGGAGCUCGCAUUCAAUUUUAGGAAAGGGUAUGUUCGGAAUUCCUUAUUUGUGACAAAUGUCUGUUGUCAGGACUCUGCCAUACCAGGAAUUUAAUGUUUGUGUAACCCUGAACUUUCAGAACCGAGAUAAACCUUCUAAACAAUGGAUGGAAUUUAUAAGGAGGGUGUGUGAUGAAGAGUGUAAGCUCUCUGGGGUAGGAACUUCCUCUCAGAUGUUCUGUCUGUCCUGAAAACCUGUUAUCCUAAUCUGAGGCAUGUCUUCAGUCAUAGAAUUCAUGGAAAUUGAGAACUGACAGUUUGUUAGAUAGUUUGGUAGAAAUGAUAAACCUCCUUCUUUUGUUGUCCAUUUAACAUCCGUUAAGACCAGGCAGUGUACAGAAGCCACAUAGCCUAUGUAACCUGAGUCACGUGAUCACGUUGCCAUUCUAAACAUUUCAUUGUUUCAUUAACAGCAUCUUUAUCCAUUAAGUUUUAUUUACUAAACUGUGAAUUGUGAAGAAUUAACAAGGAGAUUAAAGCGUUUUAGUUUUAAGUAUUAAAAAAAGUGUCAAUUUAUGCCAAACUCGCUGAGAUCCAAAUGUCCCCCUGGUCAGUUAUCCAAAAUUCCCAGUUUAGUGAUUCAAUCUCUCUACAAUGUUCCUCCUGGUUCUCUGACCAGGUUUAGAGGUGCAGUGAUCAUUUAACAUAUAUCGCAUUUUACUUUCCCUUAGGGAUAUUCGUAUCUGUAUACAUGUUUGAAAGCUAGUGCAUGUCUAAGAGAAUCUUAAUUAUGAGGAAUGGGGCACAAAGUGUUUUUGUUGAAUUACCACUUACUAAUUGUCUGUAAUGCAAGCCUUCUGUGUUCAGGGCAGCUAGCUAAUGCUAUUAAUAAAUUACUUCUCCCGAUUACCCAGUCUCAGUGCCCAGUAUUGGUGCAUGUUGCCCCUUGUUCUCAGUCUGUCUUUUUACCCCUGUGUUGCAGUGCUGCGAGUGGCUAAACGAUGACAUCGUUUCUAUCUUCAUGUGCAGCCCUGCAUUUGCAUUCCAAGAGUUUGUAAAAAAAAAAAAAUAAUAAAAAAAAAAAAAAUUCUAUUAACCUUUUCAGAUCCUGGCCUUACUCACUUACUGGUUUUUCCCUUUUUGUAUAUCACAAACCCCUGGUACAUGUUCUCAUCUACCUAAUGGUCUGGUAUAAAUUCCUGUAUGCAGAAAGUUUGUGACAAUCUUUACUUUGGAUUUUCUUACUUUUCUUUGCUCAGUUGGCAGAAUCAUUAUAUAAGCUAAUUUCUGAAUAAUCCCCAUACGCUGGGAUUUCUGUGUAGUCUUUAAUCACCAACUGAGCAAAAAACAAAAAAAGGCUUUGGGGAUUUCUUAACUGAAAUCUAGCUUUAACUUUGUUAAUGAUAUGUGUUUUUAUAUUGUGUAUUUUUCUGCCAUCUUUUCCUAGGGCAAUGAAUGGGUACGAACCACCUGGGGUUUUAGGAUCACGACCACCGUCUCCUCCAGGCUUGCUCCCCCUGAGCGUAUGAACAAGGGAUGUAACGGAAGGACUUGCAAUAUUCUUUGUGGAUGUUCUGCGAAAUGCGGAGGACAAUACAUGCUUCACAUUAACUUCACUGUCUUGAGGGGCUGGCAGUGCUGCCCCUUGGCAUCAGAGGGGUUAAACUAUUUUUUUCAAGCUGGAUCUGAGACCGCACAAUAUAUUCACUGCUGCCACCGCCUCUGCCACCAUGUGGAUCUGACACCCUCUUCUUCGAGUUCUCUCUGUAUUGUGCUGUGGGCUGUUAAUCAGCAGAGGUUUCAUACUGAGCCAACGUGUUCCACAGUCUGCUCAUUGAGAAUACUAUAUCCACCGCCUCCCACACCAGACCUGAAAAAGGCUUUGACGCAGCAGGUGGACCCAGAGGACAAUAAAUUGUCCCUCACCUGCCAAGGAUGCACCGAAUGUAGGAAUCUCACCCCAGAAAAUCCUCCCCUCAAACCACCAAGCUAAGUUACAGGGUUGCUGCUGACUUCGUCAGACUUUUUUUUUUUUAUUUUUUUUUUUUUUAUGUAUUUUUGUUUUGUUAAACAGUGUUGAUGAUGUGACCACUGUGGUCGAACAGGGCUCUUGGUACAUUGUGACUGAUUCUUCAAACUGUGUGUUUACAUACAAAUCUCCUCAAACGUUUCCCUCCUUUGAUGUGCCUCUAUAUGUACCUCCUGUUACUUAAAACCAAUCUAAAAUCCCUUCCUCCAUACAAAGUACACAUUGAUGAUCAGUUCAAGGUUCUUGUGUUUGUACAUAUGUCAUUUUUCCAUGUUAAUUCUGACCAUGAGUUCUCCUUUUCCUUUAGAGUUUCAGCGCAAAAUCAUUUAACUUCUCCCUCUGACACACCAGGUGUGUACUAGGCCACUAAACGGUUGCUCUUUCUCCUAACAAUGCAUUAAUCUGGCAUACCCUUCUCCCGCACAUUAUUUUUAAGCACACUUAAUUUUAACACUUUAGCAAAGUUUAAAUGGUUGAAAUAUAUAUAUAUUUUCGUCCCCUCCCUCUGUUCUUACUUGUUGAAGUUGUGAAGACGGUUUACAGUUAUUUUUGUUUUUAUUGUAUAUAGAUUUGUAAACAUAAUAUUUUUUUUGCCUAAGAUAUUUGUACAUAACUUGGGCGUCUGUAGCUCUAUUUAUUGAAAAUUCUAUAUGGCAUGUUUAACGAAGGGCAGUUUAAAAUCUGAUAAUCGCUACACAAACAGAAGUCUCUGCAUCAGGAUUGCAAAUGGCUCUCUGAACUCAACAGUUUUGAAAGAAUAAAAACCUUCAACGUGAAAAAGAAUUUGCCGUUGUUUGAAAUUCCUGAUUCAUUAAUUAUAUAUUUAAUCUGUACA